ACAAGGGUGGCGGCUGCGAUAAGCGUGCGGUGACCUUUGCGCGGGGCAGGUCCUUGGCACCCCAGAGCUCAGACUCGCUGCGGUCGCCAAGCCAAGCGUCUCGGGGGCCGCGCCGGGGUCGGGGCGCCGCUGCCAUGGACAUCCCGCCUCUAGCCGGCAAGACCGCGGCGCUGUCGCUCGGCGCUCUGCCGCUGUCCUACGUGCUCAACCAAGUCUCGGCGUUCUCACAGCCCUUGUGCGCAGUGCUGAUGAGUGCGCUGAUACUGGGUCUGCUCUUUAUGGCCGUCUACAGUCUGUCUCAUGGGGAGAUCACCUAUGACCCUCUCUAUGCUGUCUUUGUGUUCUUCUCCUUCACCUCGGUGGUGGACCUCGUUAUUGCACUCCAAGAAGAUGGCUACAUGGUGGGCUUCAUGGAUUUCUACACCAAGGAGGGGGAGCCCUACCUACGCACAGCGCAUGGCAUUUUCAUCUGCUACUGGGAUGGUACUGUCCACUACCUACUCUAUCUGGCCAUGGCCGGUGCCAUCCGGAAGAGGAAAAGGUACCGGAACCUUGGGCUCUACUGGCUGGGGUCCUUCGCCAUGAGCCUCCUGGUGUUCCUCCCAGGAAACAUCCUUGGUAAAUACAGUUCAGAGAUCAGACCUGCCUUCUUCCUCGCCAUCCUCUACAUGCUGGUCCCAUGCUGGGCUGGUGUGAAGAUCUUCAGCCAGUCCCGUGCACCAACCUCCUACACCCUCAACAUGGUACAGGAGGAGCAAAAAAAAGGCCUCCUACAGCGCCCAGCCGACCUGGUGAUGGUCACAUACCUCGUCCUUGCUGCGUUCUUCACUCUCUUCCGGGGCCUGGUGGUACUUGACUGCCCCACAGACGCCUGCUUCAUCUAUAUUUACCAAUAUGAGCCAUACCUGCGGGACCCUGUGGCCUACCCAAAGUUGCAGGUGAGAGCACAGGUGGAAGGAGAAAGCUGUGGUCCUGCCCAAGCAUCUUUGACACAGUUACCUGAAAGCCAUGCCAGCCAGGCAGAUGCCUUCAGAUGCUGGUGUAUUUGUUCUAUGCUCUGCCUUUCUACUGCUUGGCUGCCUAUGCCCUCAUUUUCCCUGGCUGCUCCUGGCUGCCAGACUGGGCCUUGGUGUUUGCCGGAGCCAUUGGCCAGGCGCAGUUCUCACACAUGGGUGCCUCCAUGCACCUGCGCACACCCUUCACCUACCGCGUGCCUGAGGACACCUGGACCACCUUCUUUCUAAGCAACAUGCUGUUCGCACUGGGUCCACACCUGCUGGCUUUCCGCUGCCUGUGGUGGCCUGACUUCUUCCUGCAGUCACCACCCUCGGAGCCCCAGGGCCAAGGCAAGAAGCAGCAGUGAACAUGUGCACGUCUCUGCUAGGACCUCUAUGCAGCGGGCCUUGCCCUGCAAGGAUGGGUUGGCCCUUUUAAAACUGGAUGGACAUCUGGGAGAAUUGCAACCCAGGCCAGAAAGAAGUGUAGGAGACCCAUGACAAGAUGCUCUUGCUAUGUCACUGUGCCCCCAAAGCCACAAGGACUCUAAUGCCCUCUCCUGGAAUUUACCCUUCAACUCCCCUCAUCCUUUUAAUAAAAACCCUUUUGAUGUCCUGGA
This is a messenger RNA of Alexandromys fortis (reed vole), 1615 nucleotides long. RefSeq names its product transmembrane 6 superfamily member 2 (gene Tm6sf2). Gene Ontology annotation, biological process: regulation of lipid metabolic process; lipid homeostasis. Gene Ontology annotation, cellular component: endoplasmic reticulum-Golgi intermediate compartment membrane; endoplasmic reticulum membrane. The transcript is spliced from 10 exons. Lineage: Eukaryota; Metazoa; Chordata; Mammalia; Rodentia; Cricetidae. Bases 135 to 1244 code for a protein of 369 amino acids. The record is from RefSeq and is a predicted model, not a curated record.